Molecule: messenger RNA, 810 nt
Organism: Strongylus vulgaris
Lineage: Eukaryota; Metazoa; Nematoda; Chromadorea; Rhabditida; Strongylidae
Source: the annotation of a GenBank genome assembly
AUGAAUUUGGAAUCGAUCUUAAAUUCACUUUCUGGAAUAGGAUUACCUUCAACUAGUGAUGACAGCGAUGGUGUGACUCUUAGUGGAAUAACCCUCGCUGUGGAAGCUCUUAGUCAACUCAGUGAUGCUCAAAUGAAAGGGGACAAUCUUUGUCGCGCCGAUAAAAAGGAGAAGAAGAUUGUUGAAGAAAGGAACAGCUUCACGCGGUUACCGAAGUGUUGGGAAACACCUUCGACGUCGUCAGAUGUCACGGAGCCAGAUCGUAAGAUUAUCGAGAACACUGGAUCAAUCGUUAUCUUUACUUCAUUUACGGAAGCUGAACGUCUAACCGAAUUGGAACGUGAAGUAGCAGACGUGAUCCGAUGCCGCAAUAGAAUAAUUAAAUCUCUUCAAGAUAGCUCAUUUUCAUGCAUCAGUCAUGUGAAGAUGUACAUUAUCAAUGUUCUUCCGAAGGAUCACCAAUGUGGCGAUUUGUCAAGUUCGUUCAAAGAUGUCUCGCCAGAAUUAACUUCCUGUAUUCUUUCUCGUCCAGCAGGAGAUGAGCUCAUAUCGGUCAUUCAUUCUGUGGCCAUAGAGAUAUAUGAUCUUGUUUCAACAACAGUUUCUGGAAUACCCAUGAAGGAAGAAGCUCAACAGGGUCAAUCCGCAGUUGCGAUAAAUUACGAUGUGGAAUUGCUGCACAGUAGAGAGGUGCAUAUAGAAUUAGAGCGGUUGGGACUUGUGAUAGGAAACACUAUGAACAAAGCGCCGGAUAUCACUGGAACAUUGAUGGUGUAUGCCGAUAAUUCCACCUAUCCUACUGCUCGCCUU